GUGACAUAUAAGCCAUUAAAAUAUCAUCCUGACGGCUCAUUUCUGCUUCAUCAUACAUUCCCUAACUGCUUCCAGAAAGCAAGAAAAGAAGAAAUGAAGGAUGACCGCCUCGAUGGAAGAGCCAAAGAGGUGGAACAAAGUCAGGAAAUGAGGCACAAGACUCCCCUUGUAAUGAGGAGAAGAAAACGACUUUACAGAAACAUCCUGGAAAAGUCAAGUAGCUACCCCGGACACCAUGGUCACUACCACCACCACUCAGAAGCUGGGAAUCCCUCUCUGUUCACUGGACUCCAUGAGCAGCCUCCCCAUGCAGCUCCAGGUGGCCAUCUAAACGGACAGCUCAGACUGGGGUUACCUGGAGAAAUGUACGCCAGGUCUGAACAUUUCACUCAAGUACCAGCCUCCAGGACAGAUCAUUUUGCUGCUUCUUCGCUUCAUAACUACGGUGGUAUGAAUCUGAACGUGAACCUGGCUCCACAUCACGGCCCGGGUGCCUUCUUUCGUUACAUGAGGCAGCCCAUCAAACAGGAACUCAUCUGUAAGUGGAUUGAGUUGGACCAGACUCCCAAAAAAUUAUGCUCGAAAACUUUCAGCACGAUGCACGAGCUGGUGACUCAUGUCACGGUGGAGCACGUUGGAGGACCCGAGCAGUCCAAUCACAUAUGUUUCUGGGAAGAGUGUCCAAGAGAGGGGAAACCUUUCAAGGCCAAAUAUAAACUUGUAAAUCACAUCAGAGUCCACACAGGUGAAAAACCUUUCCCCUGCCCUUUCCCAGGCUGUGGCAAAGUGUUUGCCAGAUCAGAGAAUCUCAAAAUACACAAAAGAACUCAUACAGGGGAGAAGCCGUUCAAAUGUGAAUUCGAGGGCUGUGACAGGCGCUUCGCCAACAGCAGCGACAGGAAGAAACACUCGCAUGUCCACACCAGCGACAAACCCUACAACUGCAAAGUGAGAGGCUGCGACAAGUCCUACACCCACCCCAGCUCCCUGAGAAAACACAUGAAAGUGCACUGCAAAUCCCCUCCUCCCAGCUCCGGCUACGAGUCCUCCACGCCCUCCUUGGUGUCCCCCUCCUCGGACUCCGGCCGGGAGCCCCCCGCCUCCUGCUCCCACGCUGAGCCCUCCGCGCCCGCGCAGCCCGCCGCCAACCUGAGCGAAUGGUACGUGUGUCAAGACAUCAAAGCAAGCUCGCACAAAGAAGUAUUUCUUCACAACGGUGAAUCUUCAUGUCAAUGUUACCCAGAGGACCGGUUCCGCAUACCCGUCUCCGGGUCAUUGAGGGUUGCCUGGACCGGGGAAGCCACCCCGGGGGCUCGGGCUGAGCCCCCGGCAGCAGGAGCCGGGCUGAGCCCUGCGGGGCUGCUCCGCCGACCCGGCCUGGGGGAGGCCCCCGGGACGGCGCUGCCCGCGGCCAGCAGCUCCCUCUGGGCCCCCUUGCCUCCCCUGCUCGCUGCUGUCCCUGAGGAUACCUGCUACAGCCCGCCCUGA
This is a messenger RNA of Parus major (Great Tit), 1488 nucleotides long. It is a transcript of the gene ZIC4, whose product is annotated as Zic family member 4. Bases 94 to 1488 code for a protein of 464 amino acids. The record is from RefSeq and is a predicted model, not a curated record. The transcript is spliced from 6 exons. Gene Ontology annotation, molecular function: DNA-binding transcription factor activity, RNA polymerase II-specific; RNA polymerase II cis-regulatory region sequence-specific DNA binding. Lineage: Eukaryota; Metazoa; Chordata; Aves; Passeriformes; Paridae. Gene Ontology annotation, biological process: regulation of transcription by RNA polymerase II; central nervous system development. Gene Ontology annotation, cellular component: nucleus.